Molecule: messenger RNA, 4242 nt
Organism: Plasmodium malariae
Lineage: Eukaryota; Apicomplexa; Aconoidasida; Haemosporida; Plasmodiidae
Product: conserved Plasmodium protein, unknown function
Exons: 1
Coding region: 1-4242 (1413 amino acids)
Source: RefSeq, a predicted model, not a curated record
AUGCAACAACUUUUAAAUAAAUGCUUAAAUGUGAAUAACUCAGAAAAUGUAAUAGAUGAAGAGGAGAGUCUUUUUCAAACAUGUAAAUUAAUAGUAGGUUUAAGUGAUAAUAUAGGUGAGGUGAAUUGUUUAAAUAAUGAUAGUAUGGAUAACGAUUUUUUAUGCGGUUUUGAUGAUUAUGCUAAAAAGAAUUGCAGAGAGGAAAUAAAAAUGAGUGUAAUGAAUGGAAUGAAGGAAAGGAAAUUAGAACAGGUGAACUUGAAUGCAUAUUGUGAAAAUGAUUUUAAUAGAAUAUUUAAUAUAGAAUAUGUAGACUUACCAGUGAAAUUUUACGAAACGAUAUUUUUAAAUUUUUUCAGUUCUUUUAUUCAGCUUGAAAAGAUGGAAAAAAUAUUUUGGGAAGACUACAUAUAUGUGAUGAAAAAAAUAUAUGACACAAUGAAGAAUCAAAAAUAUGUCCUAUUGCACAAAUUUAAUUCCGUUCCGCAUCAGCAAAAAAAAAAUAAUGUAAAUUAUAAAAACGGUGAUGCAUUAAUAUGUAGUGACAAUAUUAUAGCUGUAGCAGAUGGAGUAUCUUCAAUAAAAAAUAGUGGUAUUAAUGUAAGUAAUUUUUCAAAUGAACUUUUAAAAAAAUGUCUAAAUUUAUAUUUAUAUAGAUGUGUUAAUAAUGAAUUAUUUGAAGAACAAAAUCAGGUUAUAUUUAAACAUUAUAAUUUGAAGUAUAAAAUGGAUGAAGUAUUAAAACCAAUUAUAUGUAGAGGCGCAUGCUCCUCUAAUUUUUUAGGUGCAUCCACCCUUUUAUUUUCUUCCAUAGAAAAAGAAAAGUUACAUAUAUGUACUAUAGGAGAUUGUCAAAUGUUAAUUGUUAGGUUGAAGGAGAAUUAUUUAAGAGACAAAAUUUUCGAAAAAGUGAAAAUAAAAAUUCAAGCAUCUGAUGAAGCGUCAAAUUUUACGAAACGUGAGAGCAAUAUUACCACUAUCGUGGAUUGUGAUACGGGUUACGAUCUAGUAAAAGACGAAGUCAAGGGGGAAGGGGGGAAAAUUGCUCAGAGCAGUGCAAAAUUAAAUGGUCAUUUAAAUGAUGAUUUAAGUGUAAAAUUAGACGAUAAUAUAAGUGUAAAAUUAGACGAUAAUAUAAGUGUAAAAUUAGACGAUAAUUUAAGUGUAAAAUUAAACGAUAAUUUAAGUGUAAAAUUAGAUGAUAAUUUAAGUGUAAAAUUAAACGAUAAUUUAAGUGUAAAAUUAAACGAUAAUUUAAAUGUAAAAUUAGACGAUAAUUUAAAUGUAAAAUUAGACGAUAAUUUAAAUGUUAGUUUUAACAAAUGGGAGGACGAAUUCAGUAGUAAUAUGUCUAAAUGUCAAGGAGUAUAUAAAAACGGUGAGAAUGAUAACAGGCUUCUAAAUAAUAAGUUUGCAUUAAAAGACUUAUAUUUAAAAAGGAAGGAAUUAUAUCGAGAUGAUAUUAAUAGUAGUAUAAAUAAUAUAGAUGAUGUUGGGAAAAAAAAUGCAAACAUAGUAUUAUACGUUGAAGAGGUAUUAGGGGAAGAGAUCUGUGAUGAUUUUGAAAAGUAUGUAUCUAGUCAGAAUUAUAAAAUUGGAAAUCUGUCAUUCACAAUAAAAGAUGGAGAUUUAUAUCAAUACCCCAAUAUUAGAUCAGAUACAAUCAUUUCUCGAAAUAUUUCCUGUGCAACAGAAAAUGACUUUUACGAAAAUGAAAAAAACAAUCUUUAUCUAAAAAGUACUAUAGAUGAAACCGGGUUUAGGAAGUUGUUAAAUUUUUUUAAUAUUGAAAGAAAAGAUAUCCUAGUGGAUUCGAAGAAUUAUGUAAGGAUGGAAAAUACAAAUGAGAUAUUAUCACGUGAAUGGACGGGGGGUGGGUCUUCAGUUGGAGUACAUAAAAAAGAAGGGGAUGUAAAAAAGGGAAGUGAAAUUGAAAGUAGAAUUAACAGGGAAAAAGAAAAGAAUAGGAAAAGUCAGAAUUAUAUGAACGUUAAUAAUUAUAGAUUUAGAUGCUAUAAAGAGGAACUAAGCCAUUUUUAUAUAAUUUACAAAUCAAAAAUUCAGCAGCAUUAUUUUAAUUGCCCAUAUCAGAUAACUUUUAUGCCUACAAAUUUGAGUACCAAUAUAGGUAAGGAUAAAUCAAACAUUACUUUAAAAAAUAAUAUUAAAAUGAACAAAUAUAAUGAUAUUAUUUCAAAAUGUUUAAGAUAUUGUGAAUAUUCCAGUAUUGACAUUAGGACAAAUGACAUUAUAGUAAGUGGAAGUGAUGGUCUUUUUGAUAAUAUUUAUGACGAUGACAUAAUGGAAAUUCUAUAUAAUAAUUUUUAUAUCAUAAAGGAUAACGAUUUUAUAAAUUUAAAGCACUUUGUGAAUUUUGUUGAUGAAUACAAGCGAAUAUUAAAAUACAUUGAGCAUAUGAUAUGGAACAGUUCAUUGAAAGGGAAGAGGACUAAAUACAUAUGUUCAGGUAGUUUGAGGAACUCCUCAGAUGGAACUGAAAAGCGUAGUGAAAGAGAAGAGCUUAACACAAAAGGGGGAAGUAAUAAAAAGAAUGGAAUAUCAGUUAUGAGCUACAUAUCUAGUGAUGAUAUCUCGGGAAACUUGAACAAUAGAAAUAAGAACAGAAGUGGUGUUAGAAAUGAUAAUAAAAAUGAUCAUAUAAGCGAUCAUAGAAAAAAUCAUAGAAACGAUCAUAGAAACGAUCAUAGAAACAAUCAUAGAAGCGAUCAUAGAAAUAGUAGUAACAGUAAUAAGAAUAGCAGACUUGGGAAUUAUCAGGAUAAGAAGAGAAAGAGUGAAAAAUGCACUACAAAAGCGGCAAAUGACACAACAGAUGAAGAAGGAGAAAACCUCAAGUCAUUUACCCUAAAAGGGAAUUCCAUUAGCUAUCUAGGCAAAAAAAUCAAAGACAAAAAAUUUGGUACUAAUAAUAACUGUGAUGUUAAAAAAAAUAGUGAUGUUAUAAAAAAUAGUGAUGUUGUAAAAAAUAAAGGAAAGGAUCAAAAUAAUUCUCUUGAUAAAAAGUACAAGAACGGCUUAAGCUUUGCGAUGAACAAACUGCAUUUUCCAUCUAAAAUAAAGGGAAUGUUUUCCAUUAAAUCAAAGAAUAAAAAUACAUAUAUAGCAAAAAAAAAAGAACGUGUUAUGGAUAAGGAGAGAACUGAAAAUAUCCUUUCGAAGGAUAAGAAAAAUGGUAAAGUGAAAGAAAAUGAUAAAAUAGUAUCAAACGAAAAUAGUUAUAGAAGUAAUAAUAAUUCAUAUAACAGUUUUAUGAAGAAUAAGACGUUUGAUUAUGAUGAUGAUGAUGAUAACAGGAAAUAUUCUGCAAAUUCUGAACACAUAAAAAGUGGAAAACAGGAGAAUGUUCAGGAAAAUUUAGAAAAUGAUGGUAGCUCAGCAAGUUAUAUGGUAAGUGAUGCUUUCACAGAGGGUUCCAACUUUGACAAAUUCAAUAAAUCCAAUAAUGAUUAUGAUGGAGUAUGGGUAAAAAAUAUGCACCCAAAUCAACUCCAGAAAGGGGGAAAACAAAAUACUGAAAUUAUUGUAGAUGAUUAUGUAAAGUAUCUAAGGAGAAAAGAAACUAAUUACACAGAGAAAUGGAUGACUGAACAAAAAACAUUGACAGAAUUUUCAAAUGUGUGUGAUAUGAAAUAUAAUAUAAUGGGAAAUUCAGAACGGAAUAAUUAUGACAUAAAAGAUAUGAGAAAUAUCAGAAGAAAAAAAAAAGUAAUUAUUGAGAAGAAAAUUGAUUGUUCUAUAUUUUUAUAUGAACCAUCUGAUUUUAUUUUAUUUGAUAAGAAUAAUAAUAUUUAUUUAAAUGCUAAAAAGGCUUGUGAUGAAAUUAUAGAGCUGGCAACAAUUCUAGCUAGCCAACCAGUAAAUAAUACUUUGUUAAAAAAAAGAAGAAAGGAAUACAAUGAGGAACAGAAAAAUAUGAACGGCAAUAAAAAUAAAAAAAGCAUAAAAAAAACAAAAACACAUGAACUAGUGAAAAAAAAUAUACAAAUAAAUAAUAAAUGUAUUAGCGGAAAUUUGGUUUCAAAUAUUAAUGAAAAGGAAACAUAUUUAUUUGAUCAGGUUAAUUAUGAUGAUAUACAAUCAAAUAAAUCAAAUGAUAAAAUUAUUUUAACACCUAUAUCCGAAUUUAUUUUUGACAAAUACGAAAAAUAUUUUAAUAUGGGUAAGCCUGACGAUACAACUGUUAUACUUUCUGUUGUAAAGGAAAAUAAAUACAAUUCUUAA